AUGGCUUGUUCUCGCAGUCUCUUCAACCUUACUCUUCCUUUCCCCACCGAUGCGGCACCAAUUCAGUCCACAUGUCACUCUCUUUCGCUCUCACACUCCCCUCUCUUCACCACGCCAAAGAUAGCUUACUCCGGUGCUCAGCGGCGCACGUGUGGUGCGGUGUACUCUCACAUGACCAUGGAGGAGAAGCCCCUUUCCGAGAACCGAAUGCUCGUGUAUGUGCCUCCUCAUCCGUUGAUCAAGCACUGGGUUUCAGUUUUGAGGAAUGAGCAAACCCCUAGUCUCAUCUUCAGAAAUGCAAUGGCAGAGUUGGGAAGGCUACUAAUGUAUGAAGCUUCAAGGGAUUGGUUGCCCACUAUUUCUGGACAGAUUCAAUCACCAAUGGCUGUAGCGACUGUGGAAUUCAUUGACCCAAGGGAGCCUGUGGCGGCAAGUAAUUCCAAUCUUGAGAGCCGGUCUUGCUCUUGCUGA
This is a messenger RNA of Sphenostylis stenocarpa, 471 nucleotides long. The record is from the annotation of a GenBank genome assembly. Lineage: Eukaryota; Viridiplantae; Streptophyta; Magnoliopsida; Fabales; Fabaceae.